AUGGCUCCAAAGAUUCAACAAACUAAAGCUGCUAAAGCUGCUGCCGCUUUAGCUGGUGGUAAGAAAGGUAAAAAGAAGUGGAAUAAGGGUAAGGUUAAGGAUAAGGCUCAACACGUCGUUAUCUUAGACCAAGACAAAUACGACAGAAUUAUUAAGGAUGUUCCAACUUACAAAUACGUUUCUGUCUCUGUUUUAGUUGAUAGAUUAAAGAUUGGUGGUUCUGUUGCUAGAGUUGCUUUAAGACAAUUAGAAAGAGAUGGUAUCAUCACUCCAGUCGUCAAACACUCUAAACAAGCUAUCUACACUCGUGCUGAAUAA
This is a messenger RNA of Debaryomyces fabryi, 318 nucleotides long. RefSeq names its product 40S ribosomal protein eS25 (gene RPS25B). Gene Ontology annotation, cellular component: cytosolic small ribosomal subunit. The transcript has a single exon. The record is from RefSeq and is a predicted model, not a curated record. The coding region runs from base 1 to 318 and encodes 105 amino acids. Lineage: Eukaryota; Fungi; Ascomycota; Pichiomycetes; Serinales; Debaryomycetaceae. Gene Ontology annotation, molecular function: structural constituent of ribosome.